Messenger RNA from Salarias fasciatus (jewelled blenny), 2052 nucleotides. RefSeq names its product WRN helicase interacting protein 1 (gene wrnip1). Gene Ontology annotation, biological process: DNA repair; DNA-templated DNA replication; DNA synthesis involved in DNA repair. NCBI's taxonomy places the organism in Eukaryota, Metazoa, Chordata, Actinopteri, Blenniiformes, Blenniidae. Bases 7 to 1743 code for a protein of 578 amino acids. Gene Ontology annotation, molecular function: single-stranded DNA helicase activity; enzyme activator activity; ATP hydrolysis activity. Gene Ontology annotation, cellular component: nucleus. The record is from RefSeq and is a predicted model, not a curated record. The transcript is spliced from 7 exons.
GCCAACAUGGCGGAGGCGGAGUCGGUGCAGUGUCCCGUCUGUUUGAAAGACUUUACUCCUGUCGCGAUUAACGGACACCUGGACGUGUGUCUGCUCGGGGCCGCCACCGAGGAGAGCGGACCGCCGGUUAAGAAACCUCGUGUUGACAAGGGAACUGCAGUCCUCAACCCGAGCGACAACAAGCCCGCAGCCUCUUCCUCCUCCUCCUCCUCGUCAUCGCCAGUGUUUUCUCUGUUUCACAACAAGGAGAAACUUUCAACCCAGAAGGAACGAGAUGGUCUACUUUCUACUAAAGUGAGUCCGAGGGGAGUGAAACGUGUGCUGAACGAGGCUGGAGGAGGAGGAGGAGGAGGAGCAGCGGCUGCUCCUGGCGGAAACAUGAAGGAGGUGAAGUCUGCUCCAUCACUGCGGACUUUGCUCACAUCCAACAAGCCUCUGGCGGAAGCUCUGAGGCCCACCUCACUGGAGGAGUACUUUGGCCAGAACAAAGUGGUCGGCCAGCAGACGCUGCUCAGGUCGCUUCUGGACUCCCAGGAAAUCCCGUCUCUGAUGCUCUGGGGACCCCCGGGAUGCGGAAAGACCACUCUAGCCCACAUAAUUGCCAGCGGCAGUAAGAAAAAGGGAACGGCCCGUUUUGUCACCCUUUCGGCCACCAGUGCAUCAACUAGUGACGUCCGAGAGAUGAUCAAGCAAGCGCAGAAUGAGCUUCGACUGUUCAAGAGGAAGACCAUCUUGUUCGUUGAUGAAAUUCAUCGCUUCAACAAACUGCAACAGGACACCUUCCUUCCACACGUGGAGUGCGGCACGGUGACUCUGAUCGGGGCGACCACCGAGAAUCCGUCCUUCCAGGUUAACGCAGCCCUGCUGAGCAGAUGCAAAGUGCUGGUCCUGGAGAAGCUGUCCGUGGAGGCUAUGGGCUCGAUCCUGAGCAGGGCCGUGGCCGCGCUGGGGAUCACGGUCCUGGGACGGGAUCCAGCAAAUACCAAAGAUGGAAACCAAACAGAUGAGCAUGAGCCAGAGAUUUACAUUGAAGAAAAGGCCCUGGACACCAUGGCUUACCUCUGUGACGGCGACGCAAGAGUCGGACUCAACAGCCUCCAGCUGGCCGUUCAGGCUCGGAUGAACUCCGUCCAGUCAAACGUUUCAGCACAGCAACGGAUUGUGGUGACCGAGGAGCACGUCAAGGAAGGUCUGCAGAGGUCUCACAUUCUCUACGACAAGGCCGGUGAAGAGCAUUACAACUGCAUCUCGGCGUUACAUAAGUCCAUGAGAGGCUCCCAUGAGAACGCCUCUCUCUACUGGCUAGGCCGCAUGCUGGAGGGCGGCGAGGAUCCGCUCUAUGUGGCUCGCAGACUGGUCCGCUUCGCCAGUGAGGAUGUGGGUUUGGCGGAUCCGUCUGCGCUGCCUCAGGCUGUGUCUGCGUUCCAGGCCUGUCACUUUAUCGGGAUGCCUGAAUGUGAGGUGAUCCUGGCUCAGUGCGUCAUCUAUUUGGCCCGAGCACCCAAGUCGGUGGAGGUCUACAGGGCGUACGCCAACGUGAAGACCUGUUUAAGAAGCCACAAAGGCCCGCUGCCCCCCGUCCCCUUGCACCUCCGCAACGCCCCCACCAAGCUGAUGAAGCAGCUGGGCUACGCUAAAGGCUACAAGUACAACCCGGCCUUCAGCGAACCCGUAGAGCAGGAGUACCUACCUGCAGAGCUGCGAGAAAUCAACUUCUUCACCUGGAUGCCUUCAAACCACUGACUGUGUUUGGUUUUUUUGGUCGUUUGUUUGUUUUAAAUCAAAGCUGCUGAUGGACGUCUUAUGAGAGAUAAUAGCUUGAAUGUAUCUGUUUAUCUAAUUGCACUUAUAAAGUUGAGUUCACGCUUUUUUUUUAAAUUUCAUAUCUUAUGUGUUGAAAAUCUUUUGUUUCUCUUGGAAAAUUUACUGUAUUUUCAGAAAAAAGUCCCAAUUUACUAGAUUAUACCUUAGUUUUGUCCUUGUCAUUUUUAAUACAUUGCUGAUCUAUUAAAAAAAGCUGUUCUUUUUUUUGUUGCACUCUAAAUGUUUGUU